This is a messenger RNA of Orbicella faveolata, 1371 nucleotides long. RefSeq lists its product as uncharacterized. The record is from RefSeq and is a predicted model, not a curated record. NCBI's taxonomy places the organism in Eukaryota, Metazoa, Cnidaria, Anthozoa, Scleractinia, Merulinidae.
AUUAUUAGAAUUUCCAGAGGGGAAGGGGGGUCUUAAAUAAAAUCCCUUUUGUGGGGGAGGUAUGGAUAUUUUCUGGAACUACACAUUUCUGACACAUUGCUAAUAUAUACGUUUGUUCUAUCUACAGAAAUGGGUGGAAAUCAAUCUAAUUUACCCCCUCGACCGCUGGGUUUUGAAUAUUUUUGUAUAGCCCUCCGUACGACAGAUAGGAUGCGAGUCGUACUUGGUACAGAUCAUGAGAUUAGCAUUAUUCGCCAGGCUAUCGUAGAAUCAUGGCCUAAGGGUAUACAGGAAGAAGAAUUCAAAAUGAAUGGGGUACAUCAAUUCAAGCUUAAAGGGAAUCCAUUUUCCGUGGCUUCUUCAUCAACUGAUGCGGCAGAUUCCAGGAAAUUGGGAGGGAAUGUCCUGCAUAGGCUUUACCGAGAUGGAUGGAGGCUCCAGGUUGCUGGAGACUUUACGCAGACAACAGAUCUUACUACCUGGAUCUUCAAGAAAGACCCAAAUGCUGUAUGUCCAUCUGUGCCUUUUCUUAUCGUGGGCCUUAGCAGCUGGGACAGUUUGAUGGUACUCAAUGGACCAAUGGAGCUCCAUCAGGUCAUUAAAGAUGCAGUAGAGAAGUCAUGGCCAAGUGGAAUACAAAAAUGGACAUAUGAGAAUGAUGUUUUGAAGGUCAAGAUGAAAGGCAAUCCUUGGCAUACGAAUGGGGAAGACACAGUGCAUGCGAGAGUGAUACUGCAUACACUUGUGAGUGAGCUACUCAUUCGAGGGUGGAAGUUGUAUGGAAAUUCCAACCUUAGAAGCAGUGCUAACACCCUUUUUUUCGAACGUGACACAAACAUCUCACCUGGGAUGCAGCCCUCUCCAGUGUACUGCACAAUAAGCUUCAACAGCGAGGACCUGCUCCGGUUGAUUGGCUUUCCAGAGGGCAUGGUAUCUGCUGUCCGAAACACCAUCCAGACCUUCUGGGCAAGAGGUAUCCAAGGAGAAUCACGCUAUGCUGAGAGUUGGCAGUUCAAGCUACGUGGAACCCCAUGGUGGGCAUCAGGUACCGAGGCAGUGGACUCAAGAUUUCUGGUACUGAAGCUGAUAGAAGCUAUCCAAGCAUACGGCUGGAGUGUGGUCACUGCUAUUGAUUGCUCAAGGAAAGAUUCUGAUAAAAGCAGUCUACUGUUCACACAGUCCCAACCAAGACAGUCUCCAUUCUUUUGCAUAAGCUUGAAUGAGUCUGACAAAUUGCGGCUGAUAAAUGCACCAGACAAUAUCACACAGGUAAGUGGUAAUGAUUACAUUGAAAUUUCCAUGUCAGUUCUUAAUUCCAAAAUUAACAGAAAACUAUCUGAGAAGACAUAAUAUUUGUGCUUUGAAAGGAAU